GAGGACCAGGGGCUGGACUUUUCCAAGUCGAAGUGGAGGAAACCGAAGUACCGGGGAGCACGGAGUCAGCGUACACACAUUCAAGCCGUACCCAGAGUUUUCUCCAGCGCCUGAAACUUUGUUUGCGACGAAAAUGAUCGAGUGCGUUCAUGGCAUGUUGUAUUUAUCAGUCCUGGUGACGUUCGCCGCCUGCAACGCUCCUCCGGUACCGUUAGACGACAUCUUCAUUGAGAAAACUUUCGUCCCAGAGAAGUGUGUGCGCGCAGUUAAAGACGGGGACUAUGUUAGGUAUCACUACAUAGGCAUGUUCCCGGACGGCAAGAAGUUCGACUCCAGCUAUGACCGUGGUAGCACCUACAACGUGUUUGUCGGCAAGAAGCAGCUCAUCCAAGGGAUGGACAAAGCCCUGGUGGGGAUGUGUGUCAACGAGAGAAGUCUGAUCAAGAUCCCCCCUCACCUCGCCUACGGGUCGAAGGGAUACGGCGACAUCAUCCCUCCCGACUCCAUCCUCCACUUUGACGUUCUGCUGCUCGACGUGUGGAACCCGGAGGACGGCGUCCAGAUGAACACCUACCACACGCCCUCCGUCUGCUCCAGGAAGGUGGAGGUUUCUGACUACGUCCGCUACCACUACAACGGCACCCUGCUGGACGGAACCCUCUUUGACUCCAGUCACACCCGCAUGCGAACCUACGACACGUACGUCGGGAUUGGCUGGCUGAUCGCCGGUAUGGAUCAGGGCCUCCUGGGCAUGUGUGUUGGAGAGAGACGCAUCAUCACAAUGCCCCCGUCACUGGGAUAUGGAGAGAAUGGAGAUGGCAGCGACAUCCCAGGUCAGGCAUCUCUGGUGUUUGAUGUGGUGCUGCUGGACCUCCACAACCCCCGAGACGGGAUCACAAUUACCAACCUCAACGUGCCCGAGUCCUGCACAAGGAAGUCCGUCGCCGGAGACUUUGUACGCUACCACUACAACGGCAGCCUCCUUGAUGGGACCUUUUUUGAUUCCAGUUAUUCCCGUAACCGCACCUACGACACCUACGUGGGUCGGGGCUACGUGAUCGCCGGCAUGGACGAGGGUCUGAUCGGUGUCUGCGUCGGGGAGAGACGCACCAUCACCAUCCCCCCGCAUCUCGCCUAUGGAGAGGAGGGAACCGGCUCUAAGAUCCCCGGCUCAGCCGUGCUGGUGUUCGACGUUCACAUCAUCGACUUCCACAACCCUUCAGACAACACUGAGAUCAAGGUCAUUUUCAAGCCAGAGGAGUGUGAGAAGCAAACCAAGAAGGGAGACUUUGUCAAGUAUCACUACAAUGCGUCUCUGAUGGAUGGCACGUCUAUUGACUCUACGUAUAAUUACGGGAAGACGUACAACAUUGUCCUGGGGGCCAACCAGGUGGUUCCAGGUAUGGAGGACGGGCUGAUGGACAUGUGUGUGGGAGAGAAGAGGCACCUUGUGAUCCCGCCUCACCAGGGAUAUGGAGAGAGAGGAGUCACUGAUGAGGUUCCAGGUAGCGCUGUGCUGCUGUUUGACAUCGAGCUGGUUGAGGUGGAGGAAGGACUCCCCGAAGGCUACAUGUUCAUCUGGAACGACGACGUGUCCCCCGACCUCUUCUCUGAGAUGGACGUCGACGACGACAAGCAGGUGGAGCCCUCUGAGUUUACCGACUACAUCCUGCGGCAGGUGAACGAGGGCAAGGGCCGCCUGGCUCCCGGCUUCGAUCCCUAUCGCAUCAUUGACAACAUGUUCUCCAACCAGGACCGCAACGGAGACGGAAAGAUCACAGAGGCAGAGUUCAAACUGAAAGCGGAUGAACCUGCCUCCCAUGAUGAGCUAUGACGAGACUGAGAAUAAGGUUUUGGUCAGGGUGUACGCGGGGGAAGGCCGUGAGAGUUGGGGUGGCGGGGGGGCGGGUGCUUGUAAUAAACAGGUGGGUGGUAGAGUAUCAACAGAGUUGAGUGGGUUGUAAUGUAAGUGUUUUAAUCUUAGUAUUAAGAUUUAUUUUUUAAAAAAAACACCCAGUUUGAGGACUGUGAUGAUGGUGAAGGACUUUUUUUUUACCUCCUUUUCUCAUCAAGUUCUGUGCGUCUUUUAAUAUGUGACAUUUAUUUAGAUUUUUUUAUUUUUAUUUGUUUUGAAGGGUAUAAAAGCACUCCAUUGUGAGAGAGCAACCCAAGGCCUGUCGAAGAGAAAUAAAUCAAGGCUUUAAUUCAAGGUGUAAUCUAGGUUCUCUGAUUCUACUGGAAUCUGGAGUACCUGCUUCAGCCUAACUGAUGUGGCGUCCAAUGUUAUAAGUGAAGUGUGAAUUCAGUCGGAGCUUUCACACCAUGAUUUUUCUCAACGGGCCUCACACCACGCUCUCUGCAUUCAAAGUCCUUCUUUGUUGCUGUAGUGUCACACUUAAAUUUUCUUUUCAUUGAGUGUUUUUAUGAGAGAAUAUUUUCGUCUUCCAAAAGCAUUGAGUUGGUCGACACCUCCUGUAACGCACAGCGAUGGAAGGAAGCUACGGUUGAUUCGGAGGCGUUGUCGCCCAUUUAAAGGCGAACAUAAGCGUGAGUGUAGAAUUAGAAAAGCACAAUGUCGUUUCCAGUGUUUCCAGUUGUCACCUUCCACCGUGUUUCCUUUGAAACGUCAAGGCGCCUGCUGUGUUUUUUUUUUUGACUUUUAACGUCUUCCGUACAGGGCGUCAGUCACCCCCUAACAUCCUUUAAACACUUUUGUAUUUUGUCUUCUCCCAGUGUCAGUUGCAGUGAAAGAUGUAGUGUUGUGUGUGUGUGUGUGUGUGUGUGUGUUACACACAGAGAGAGAGAGGGAGAUAAUGUGUGAAUGCUGUUUUUUUUGUUGUUUUUUUUUUUAACUUCCACUCAGGAGAAGUGAGACUAGUUGGCGAUGAUGCCAGCUGAAAAUGUUCAUUCAAUUAAAUAACCCGACCUACAAACAUC
Messenger RNA from Mugil cephalus (flathead mullet), 2937 nucleotides. RefSeq names its product FKBP prolyl isomerase 9 (gene fkbp9). Lineage: Eukaryota; Metazoa; Chordata; Actinopteri; Mugiliformes; Mugilidae. The record is from RefSeq and is a predicted model, not a curated record. The transcript is spliced from 10 exons. Gene Ontology annotation, molecular function: peptidyl-prolyl cis-trans isomerase activity; calcium ion binding. The coding region runs from base 134 to 1834 and encodes 566 amino acids.